Messenger RNA from Oncorhynchus tshawytscha (Chinook salmon), 8157 nucleotides. RefSeq names its product low-density lipoprotein receptor-related protein 2. The record is from RefSeq and is a predicted model, not a curated record. Gene Ontology annotation, molecular function: protein binding; calcium ion binding. NCBI's taxonomy places the organism in Eukaryota, Metazoa, Chordata, Actinopteri, Salmoniformes, Salmonidae. The transcript is spliced from 41 exons. The coding region runs from base 42 to 8105 and encodes 2687 amino acids.
AGGCUUGUACUGUUUGGACCUAACAAGCUUCAUGGUCGGUCAUGGAACUGCUGCAGUUCACAUGUCUGCUUUUACUUAUCAGCUUGAAAUGUUUGACAGGUUUUGGCCAGCAGUGUGGGGGUAACCAGUGGCAGUGUGAUGAUGGAACUUGUCUGCCUCUUUCCUGGCACUGCGAUGGACAUGGAGACUGUAUGGACGGCUCUGAUGAAAUGGCCUGCCCCUGUCCUAGGGGCCAGGUUGCCUGCAUGGCCGGGGCUCCUGGUUGUGUAAGUACCUCUGCAGUAUGUGAUGGGCAGCGCCAGUGUUCUGAUGGGUCUGAUGAGUUUAACUGCCCAGAGAACCAGGGCUGUCUGCAGGGGGACUGGAGGUGUAGGAAUAAGAUCUGCAUCCCCAAGGACCAAUACUGUAAUGGUGCUAACGACUGUGUGGACAACUCUGAUGAGGCCUGUGGCUGGUGUGGGCCAAUGGCUGUGCGUUGUCCUGGAGGGGCGUGCCUGACUGAAGAUGAGAGAUGUGAUGGAAAAUUGCACUGCUCUGAUGGCAGUGAUGAACCCUCUACCUGUGGGAGGACCUGUUCUGAAGAGAACGGUGGCUGCAGUUACUCCUGUGUGGAUCAGCCCUGGGGAGCCCUCUGCUCCUGUCCUAAAGGCUAUAGGCUGUCUGCUAACGGUGCCUCCUGUCUGGAUGUGGAUGAAUGCGCUCUGCCUUAUGGUCCAUGCAUGCACUUCUGUGUCAACACACCCGGGUCCUUCUACUGCCACUGCCGAGAUGGCUUCCAGCUUCAAGGAACCACCUACUGCUAUGCUAAAGGAAAUUAUACAAAGUUUCUGACUGCAAAGAAGGGAACUAUCGGAUUUCUGAAUCUGAAGACUCUGAGAUUCGAGUCCAUUCAGAGUAUUGGCUAUGAUCCUCUGGCCGUGGCCUUUGACCUCUCCAGGAGCUCAUUCUACUGGGCUGAUAACCAGGGGAACAUCUACAAGGCUAAGGAACAGCAGAGCAGGAUCCUUUAUCAUGGACAAUAUGGGGUUAGAAGUCUAGUCUGUGAUUGGCUGACAGGCCAGCUAUACUGGACCAACCAGAAGACCCGGUCUAUUCAUGUUGGGGCAGCUGAUGGGAGUGGAUUUGCAACGGUCUUGGCCAAGAACAUAGACCCGUUGGAGCUGGUCCUUCUUCCCAUUGAAAGCUUGUUGUUUUGGAUCAACAAAGGUCCAGAUGAUAAAAUUUCUCUGGAGAGAUCUGGGAUGGAUGGGAUAAAGCAGGAAUCUCUGGUGGUCCUCACUGCACAGGCUCCACGGAGUCUGACCCUGGAUGUUACAGCUAGGAGGCUGUACUGGAUGAGUGAUUUUAAAAAGUCCAUAGAGACUGUGCGAGUGGAUGGGAGUGGUCGCUACAGCUUUCUGGAGUUCUUCAAGAGGAGACUAGCUCAGAGCCUGGCGGUGUUUGAGAGGUGGUUCUACUGGACAGAUCAGAAGGGUCUGUGGCGCUCCCCUCAGGACCGACCUAAUCAGAAGACCUUUAUUCAGAGGACAACACUCCCUGUCCUAGAGGCAUACCAUGAACAACAGCAGCCAAAAGCUCCAUCAGCCUGUGUAAAGUCUGGCUGCCAGCUCUGCAUGCUGACUCUGGACCUGCCUGCUGGGUUCACCUGUACCUGUCCUGAUGACAAACUGCUCAUGGCAGAUGGCUCAUGUGAAUAUCCCAGGUUUGCUUAUGCAACAUCCACAACACUGAACCUGUUUGAGUUGAAAGGGAAGGAGCUGAUCAAGACAAAACUGCUGACUACGGAUGAUGUCAUGGAGUCUUUUGACAUCGACUGGAGGGGGGACUGGGUCUACUGGGCGAACAGCACUGGUCAUGUGAUGCGCUGGAGCCUCAAUACCGGCCAAACAGAGACUGUCCCUACGCUGAGACCAGCCUGCAUGGUGUCAGUAGACCAGAAGAUGAGAAAUCUGUACUGGCUGUCAUGUGAUGAAGCCUGUGUUGGCGUCACUAACAUGGAUCAGGGUUACCCACGGAGACUGUACCAGUCAGGCAGUGAGGUAAGAGAUGUUUAUCUGGACUGGCAGCGGGGGAGGCUGUACUUGCUGGAGGCUGGCUGGAUCCUAUCCAUGAGACUGCCAGGAGGAAACCCUAGGAAAGUCCUGAGAGUGGAGGGACACGUCGCUGGGCGCAUUGUUUUGGACCUACAAUCUAACACACUACUCUGGAACACCGAUGGGGACGAUCUGAAGAUCAUGAGUCUGUUGAAGUCCCAGACUCACCUGGUAGGCAGAGAGUGGAAUGUCCCUGGUUCCAUCGUGGCCGCUCAUUCUCCACUCCUGGUGUCGCUGUUUAAUGAUGUCAUCACUGUGUGGGACCGGCGGGACAGGAGGCGUGUCCACGAUGUCCCUGUCGGACCAGGCGUUGUCAGGGUGAUCGUGGCUCUGGAUGUAAAGGAAGUGCCUCCUGCUCAGCCAGUCUGUACCAGUCCAUCAGUGAGGUGUCGGGGCUCAACUUUGUGCAUCUCCCAAACUCAGCUGUGUGACACAUUGAGAGACUGCCCUGAUGGUUUUGAUGAGGAGUCCUGCAUUACUAAAUGUCCAAACCGAGGUGAGUUCCGGUGUAAGGACAGGAGGAAAUGUAUUAAGAGGAGUCUGGUUUGUGAUGGACGCGCUCAUUGCCAUGAUGGCUCAGAUGAGAUUGGCUGUCCAACGAUCGCUGCUCCAACAUCCCAAACUGCGCCCCUGAAGUGCCGUAUGGGUUCUAGACUGUGCAAGGAUGGUAGAGAGUGUGUCCUGCACAGCCAUGUUUGUGAUGGAGAGGUGGACUGUAAGGAUGGAUCAGAUGAACAGGACUGUGGAGAAUCUCCAGUUCCACUUACUACAGCUUAUUUGGCUCCAACUACAACCGUUCCAGAUAUUAUUCCUGCUCAGCCAGUCUGUACCAGUCCAUCAGUGAGGUGUCGGGGCACAACUUUGUGCAUCUCCCAAACUCAGCUGUGUGACACAUUGAGAGACUGCCCUGAUGGUUUUGAUGAGGAGUCCUGCAUUAGUAAAUGUCCAAACCGAGGUGAGUUUCGGUGUAAGGACAGGAGGAAAUGUAUUAAGAGGAGUCUGGUUUGUGAUGGACGCGCUCAUUGCCAUGAUGGCUCAGAUGAGAUUGGCUGUCCAACGAUCGCUGCUCCAACAUCCCAAACUGCGCCCCUGAAGUGCCGUAUGGGUUCUAGACUGUGCAAGGAUGGGAGAGAGUGUGUCUUGCAGAGCCAUGUUUGUGAUGGAGAGGUGGACUGUAAGGAUGGAUCAGAUGAACAGGACUGUGAGCUCCUCUGCAAAGCAGGUCAGUUCCAGUGUGCUCAUGGGAAGAAAUGUAUCGACCAGCAGCAGAUGUGUGAUGGAAAGGCACAGUGCCAGGACCGUUCUGAUGAAAUGGACUGCUUCAAGGCCACCAAGAGCUGCAGUCAUCGCUGUAACAAUAGCCGCUGUAUCCCAGAAACCUUCCUCUGUGAUGGAGAGAGAGACUGUGCGGACGGCUCUGAUGAGGAAGGCUGUGAUUCUAUCAAGGUCCUUCCUCCUGUCCUGCCAACUCUGGCUCAGACCUGUACCAGUCCAUCAGUGAGGUGUCGGGGCUCAACUUUGUGCAUCUCCCAAACUCAGCUGUGUGACACAUUGAGAGACUGCCCUGACGGUUUUGAUGAGGAGUCCUGCAUUACUAAAUGUCCAAACCGAGGUGAGUUCCGGUGUAAGGACAGGAGGAAAUGUAUUAAGAGGAGUCUGGUUUGUGAUGGACGCGCUCAUUGCCAUGAUGGCUCAGAUGAGAUUGACUGUCCAACGGUCACUGCGCCAACAUCCCAAACUGCGCCCCUGAAGUGCCGUAUGGGUUCUAGACUGUGCAAGGAUGGUAGAGAGUGUGUCCUGCACAGCCAUGUUUGUGAUGGAGAGGUGGACUGUAAGGAUGGAUCAGAUGAACAGGACUGUGAGCUCCUCUGCAAAGCAGGUCAGUUCCAGUGUGCUCAUGGGAAGAAAUGUAUCGACCAGCAGCAGAUGUGUGAUGGAAAGGCACAGUGCCAGGACCGUUCUGAUGAAAUGGACUGCUUCAAGCCCACCAAGAGCUGCAGUCAUCGCUGUGACAACAAUAGCCGCUGUAUCCCAGAAACCUUCCUCUGUGAUGGAGAGAGAGACUGUGCGGACGGCUCUGAUGAGGAAGGCUGUGAUUCUAACAAGGCCCUUCCUCCUAUCCUGCCAACUCUGGCUCAGACCUGUACCAGUCCAUCAGUGAGGUGUCGGGGCUCAACUUUGUGCAUCUCCCAAACUCAGCUGUGUGACACAUUGAGAGACUGCCCUGAUGGUUUUGAUGAGGAGUCCUGCAUUACUAAAUGUCCAAAUGGAGGUGAGUUCCGGUGUAAGGACAGGAGGAAAUGUAUUAAGAGGAGUCUGGUUUGUGAUGGACGCGCUCAUUGCCAUGAUGGCUCAGAUGAGAUUGGCUGUCCAACAAUCACUGCGCCAACAUCCCAAACUGCGCCCCUGAAGUGCCGUAUGGGUUCUAGACUGUGCAAGGAUGGUAGAGAGUGUGUCCUGCACAGCCAUGUUUGUGAUGGAGAGGUGGACUGUAAGGAUGGAUCAGAUGAGCAGGACUGUGAGCUCCUCUGCAAAGCAGGUCAGUUCCAGUGUGCUCAUGGGAAGAAGUGUAUCGACCAGCAGCAGAUGUGUGAUGGAAAGGCACAGUGCCAGGACCGUUCUGAUGAAAUGGACUGCUUCAAGCCCACCAAGAGCUGCAGUCAUCGCUGUGACAACAAUAGCCGCUGUAUCCCAGAAACCUUCCUCUGUGAUGGAGAGAGUGACUGUUCGGACGGCUCUGAUGAGGAAGACUGUGUGGCAAAGCUUUGUGGCCAGCAGCAGUAUCAUUGCAGUAACGGUCAGUGUGUGUCUGAGGCUCUCCGUUGUGAUGGCCAUGCUGACUGUGGAGACCAUUCUGACGAGAUGGGUUGUGCCAAACCCCCCCACUGUCCCCCGGAGCGCCGCUGCCCAAACAGCCAUGAAUGUCUUGUGGAGGAAUGGCUGUGUGAUGGGGAACAGGACUGCCAGGACGGUUCAGACGAGAUGAAUUGUAAGGUGUCUCCAGUGAUGUGUGGGGAGUUCCAGUGGAGCUGUGUCUCUAAGACUCAGUGUAUCCCUGCAACCUGGAGGUGUGAUGGACAGAAGGACUGUGAGGACUACAGUGACGAGGCUGGAUGUGACCAGUUGAAGUGCUCCAACCAGCUUUACCAGUGUGGUAGUGGAGAGUGUGUGGACCAUUCCCUGCUGUGUGACCACAUCAUCAACUGUCCUGAUGGAUCUGACGAGGGGCACGGUUGUUCCACCAAUAACUGCUCCAGCCCUGGGACCCCCCAAUGUGACCAGCACUGUGUCAGCACCCCUUACGGACCGAGGUGCAUCUGUGCUGCAGGCUUCCGGCUCCAGGCUAACGGUGUGUCCUGUGUGGAUGUUGACGAGUGUAAUGAGGUCCUAACACCUGUCUGCAGCCACACCUGCCUUAACACCCGCAGCUCCUUCCUGUGUCGCUGUCACCAUGGAUAUCUGCUGGAACCAAAUGGUCACAGCUGCAAGACCCAAGAUGAGGCUCACCUGCUGGCAUCUGUUCAGAAUGAGCUGCUGGUGUUGGGGUUGCAUAGCGCCAGCCUUUCAUUGCUCUCCACUAGUCAGACACCUGUGUUCUGUGUGGAUUAUGACUGGAGAGACCAGAGGGUAUACUGGGUCAGUCUGGAGGAGGAGAGCAUCAAGUGGACUUCCAUCAACACCAAGGACACAGGCACUCUGGUCAAAGGUGUGAAGUCUGAUUCUAUAGCUGUGGACUGGGUUGGCAGGAACCUGUACUGGCUGGAUGGGCUUGCCAGUCAGAUUCUGGCUGUGAGGCUGGGCACAUCUACAGUAAAGUCUCAGAACUACAUAGUGGUUCUGGAUGAGGAUCUGGAGCAGCCUCGCUCACUGCUGCUGCUGCCACACAAAGGGUUGAUGUAUUGGUCAGAGGUUGGUAGCGAUCCCCAGAUUGAGCGGUCAGCGAUGGAUGGCUCUGAGAGGAAGGUGGUGUUGACUCAUGGUCUCAGCUGGCCAGUCAGUCUCUCUGUGGACACUCUCACUGACCGAAUCUACUGGGCAGAUGAAAAACUGCAGUGCAUCGGCUCUGUAUCCCUGGAAGGACACAAUGUCAGGCUUCUGCAGCUGACUGAAAUGCCCAGUCCAUUCUCUGUAAUGGUUUUCAAUGACAUGGUCUACUGGUCUGACACCAAGAGGAGAACUAUUCAAGUAUCCCACAAGAACACGGGCAAGAACCGCAAAGUUUUACUCAAAAGACCUGGACAGCCUUUUGACAUCAGGAUUAUGCACCCCCUCCGGCAGACCAACGUGUCCAGCCCCUGUGAGAAGCUCCAGUGUUCCCACAUCUGUCUCUUGGCUCCAGGACUGUCUACAGGCCCCAGAGCUGGGUCUACGGGACCCAAAGCUGUGUGUAGAUGUGCAGCAGGGCUUCUCCUGGCUGGGGACGGCCUCACCUGCUCCACCCUUGUAGACACCACCUUCCUCUUGCUCCUCUCUCCUACUGCAGUUACACAGAUAUACCUUAGCACCAUCCAUAAUGGUGUGGGGUUGAAGCGGUUGCCUGAGCACCAUAUAUGGUCUCUGCCGUGGGCGCACCAGGCCUCGGGGCUGGAUUUUGCUGUACAGGAGAGGAAUUUAUACCUGGCUGAUGCUGCGCAGGGCUCAGUCGAUCUCCUGAAACUGAGUAGCUCAGGCCUGAAACAUGGCAGUAGAGUCCUGAAUCUCCAGGAUGAUACAGUGAUGGCUCUGGCUGUGGACUGGGUCACACUAAACUUGUACUGGAGCAGCAGGAAGCAGCCUGACCUACAUGUCACCACCACCAGGGGGCAGCACACUGCACCUCUACUCCAACUAGGCCUUCAGGGAACCACCUCCAUCGCCCUGCACCCCCCCUCAGGACGCCUGUGCUUCACGGCCUUGGGCCAGGUGAAUGUGAGGAGCCUGCCGCAGGUGGACUGUGCCUUCAUGGAUGGACGUAGUCAGAAGCUGCUCUGGAGGAAGGCUGUGAUGCCAACCUCCCUUCUGUUCUCCAACAAGGGCACUCGGCUGUAUUGGGCUGACAUAGGUGCUGGAGUAAUCGACUCCAUUCUUCUGGAUGGUUCUGGAUAUAAACAGUUUAAAGCAGAUCCUGGCCUCAUGUCCUUCACACUGGCUGAGAACGUGCUCCUGUGGAGCAGCCUGGAUAAAGAUGUGACUAGAAUCUGGUUCAGUGAUGGAUUUCAGCCCAAGCAGCUGUUUGAGGUCAAUACCAAUGUAGUGGCACUGAGGGUUUACAGCAAAACCAGUCAGAAAGGAACUAACAGCUGCUCAGAGCGGAACGGAGGCUGCAGUCAGCUGUGCCUGGCCUACCCAGGGGGGCGUAGCUGCCGAUGUGGACGUGGUUACCAACCUGUCGACACCAACACGUGUAGCCCCUCCCCCCCCCUCCAGUGUCCAGAGGGCAGCAGGGCCUGUAGCGACGGCAGCAGGUGCCUCCCCCUCACAAAGUUCUGUAACCACCAAACCGACUGCCUCGACCAUUCAGACGAGAUCAAAUGUUGGUCUGGAGUGAAUCCCCAAGAUGUCAGCCAUAGUAAACCUUCCCAGGGGCAUGCUGGGAGCACCGUCCCCCCUAGCCAGGACUGGUCUGGGAGGACCACCACCGGGGGGGUAGAGGUGCAGAAGCUGGACUCUGAGUCAUGUGAUGCCCAGCAGUGUAAUGGACAUGGGAAAUGUGUGACAAGGGGUGGAGAAACCACCUGCCAGUGUGUUCUGGGAUACCAUGGUGUGUUCUGUGAGGAGGGUGAGGGUCCAGGGGUCAGUAAUGCCCCCCUCACUUUGGGCAUCCUCAGCCUCAUUGGUGGAGUCCUCAUCGCUGCUGUCAUCAUCAGGAAGAGCAGAGCAAGAGCUGCAGCUCGGGGCCAGUCCACAGACAAGGAGACUCUGAUGACCAAUAUGGAUGAACAGACAGUCUACGCUGUGUCUUUCAACAACGAUCUGUAUGAUCCUGACCAGGAAUUGAUCUCGUCUGCUGAUGGGACAUCUCAACAUCUGUAAAUGUUGUCUUUUCUCUUCUGCUCUGAAAUAAAGUCUAGGAUGUUGAACCUCA